This is a messenger RNA of Linum tenue, 1164 nucleotides long. The record is from the annotation of a GenBank genome assembly. NCBI's taxonomy places the organism in Eukaryota, Viridiplantae, Streptophyta, Magnoliopsida, Malpighiales, Linaceae.
AUGAUGAGAAACUGGUCAUUAUUAUCGGAGGAGGGUGGGGGAGGCGUGCAGUGGCUGAGGCUGGUGUGGGCGAUAUGGCUGCAGGCAGUGAUCGGGACAAACUCCAACUUCCCGGCCUACUCCUCCGAGCUGAAGCACUACCUCUCCCUCUCCCAGCUCCACCUCAACUCCCUCGCCUUCGCCUCCGACGCCGGCAAGCUCUUCGGCUGGGUUGCCGCCCUCGUCGCCCGCCGCGCCCCACUCUGCCUCGUCCUCCUCCUCGGCUCCUCUCUGGGCUUCCUCAGCUACGGCCUCCAGUUCCUAUCCAUCACCGACCACGACGACGUCGUUUCUUCGUCUUCCUCCUUUCAUCACUUGUUUCGCUCCUCUAAUUACCCGCUCUUCCUCCUUCUCAACACCCUCGCCGGCAACAGCAUUUGCUGGAUCAACACCUUCUGUUACAACCUCGUCAUCCGCAACUUCCCCUUCCAUCAGCAGGUCGCUAUCGGGAUCACCAACAGCUAUCAGGCAUUGACAUCCAAAAUCUACGCGGUGAUGGUGGGGGAGCUGUUGAGCACAGUGAAUGGCAGUCUAAAAUCCUACCUCCUCCUCCAGUCUCUCCUCCCACUCCUCGUCGCCACCGUGGGGUCGCUCCUCAUGCUACAAGGCGGCGGUCUCAAUCCCACCAAACAGCUCGCAAGGCCCGUCCAAAGUAAACGGUACCGUCUAAGGUUUGUGGGGUUGUUUGUGGUCACCACGGCAACUGGAGUUUAUGCAGUGUUCAGCAGCUUGUGCCCUAAGCUGUGGAGGAUAUUUUCCUUUUCCUACAGCGGAGUGGAGGAUCGGAGCAACUACUAUUUGGCAUCAAGACCAGCAUUGCUGGUGCUGCUAAUGGGGCCAAUGUCAGCAUCAUACUUCUUGCUCCUCAACAAAUCCCACACACUUCUCUAUAUAAGCACCGCCACAAUUGGCAUCUGCAGUGGGGCCAUCAUUUCAAUUGCAGUCUCCAUAAGCUCGGAGCUCUUCGGCCCAAAACAUUUCGGAGUGAAUCACAACCUUGUCAUAGCCAACAUCCCUCUAGGCUCCUUGAUUUUUGGUUACUUGGCGGCCACAGUGUACGAGAGCCAGAAGCCCAUGGGACACUCCAAAUGCAUGGGAAUGGAAUGCUACGGACGCACUUUCCUG